GUGUGUUUGUCUCUCUCUAUUCACACAGUAAAAUGGCAGAAGCCAGAAUUUCAGUGGAUCAGGAUGAGUUCAUCUGUCCAGUGUGUCUGUAUCUCCUGAAGGAUCCAGUGGCCAUUCCCUGUGGACACAGUUACUGUAAGAGCUGUAUUACAGACUGCUGGGAUCAGGAGGAACAGAUGAGAGUCUACAGCUGCCCUCAGUGCAGACAGACCUUCAGUCCAAGACCUGCUUUAGCUACAAACACCAUGCUGGCUGAAGUGGUGGACAAACUAAGGAAGACUAAACUUCCUGCUGACUGUUACGCUGGAGCUGGAGAUGUGGAGUGUGAUGUUUGUACUGGAAGAAAAUACAAAGCCGUCAAGUCCUGUCUGGAGUGUCUGAACUCUUACUGUCAAACUCACUUUGAACAACAUGAGCAUUGGUUUAAAGGAAAGAGACACAAUUUGACUGAAGCCACUGGACGACUGCAGGAGAUGAUCUGCCACGAACAUGAGAAACAUCUGGAAAUGUACUGUAUCACUGACCAACAAUGCAUUUGUGUGCUGUGUACAAAAUAUGAACAUAAAAACCACAACACUGUAUCAGCUGCAGCACAGAGGACAGAGAAACAGAAGCAGUUGGAGGAGACGCAGAAGAUGUUCCAGCAGAGAAUCCAGCAGAGAGAGAAAGAUCUUCAGCAGCUGAGAGAGACUGUGGAGUCUCAUAAGAGCUCUGCACAGACAGCAGUGGAGGACAGUGAGAGGAUCUUUACUGAGCUCAUCCGCUCCAUUGAGAGAAGCCACUCUGAGGUCACACAGAUGAUCAGAGAUCAAGAAAAGCGAGCGGUGAGUCGAGUUGAAAGACGACUGGAGCGACUGGAGCAGGAGAUCAAUGAUCUGAGGAGGAGAGACGCUGAGCUGGAGCAGCUUUCACACACACAGGAUCACAUCCAGUUCCUGCAGAGUUUCCAGUCUCUCUCAGCACCUCCUGAAUCUACAGACAUAAAUGACGAUCCCUUCAUUUAUCUCGUCUCUUUUGAUGAUCUGAGAGAAUCUGUCCAUCAGCUGAGAGACAAACUGGAGGAUUUCUGCAAAGAGGAGCUAAAAAAUAUCUUUGACAAAGUCACAUUCACCAACAUUGUUCUCUGGAACAGAAGCGACUUUCUACAAUAUUCCAAUCAGCUCACUCUGGAUCUCAACACAGUGAAUAAACACCUCAGUCUGUCUGAGAGCAACAGAGUGAUUACUGGCACUUACGCAGAGCAGCCGUAUCCUGAUCAUCCAGACAGAUUUGAUCAGUGGUAUCAGGUGUUGUGUGGAGAGAGUGUGUGUGGACGCUGUUACUGGGAGAUUGAGUGGAGUGGAGAUGUGUGUAUAUCAGUGUCAUAUAAGAGCAUCAGCAGAAAGGGACGGGGUGGUGAGUGUGCGUUUAACCAUAAUGAUCAGUCCUGGAGUUUGAUCUGCUCUCGCUUCGGUUACUCAUUCAUGCACAAUAGCUCACUGACUUUUCUCACUAUAGAGCCCAUCACCAGUAGAAUAGGGGUGUCUGAUGAUGAUGAUAUCAGCAGUAGAAUAGGAGUGUAUGUGGAUCACAGUGCAGGAACUCUGUCUUUCUACAGCGUCUCUGACACAAUGAGCCUCAUCCACACAGUCCAGACCACAUUCACUCAGCCGCUCUAUCCUGGGUUUGAGGUUUCUCAUAUAUCAUCAGUAAAACUGUGUUGAUAAAUCAUAGAACAAAUUGUAGAAUGAUUCUACCCAUAAUGGUUUGCGUCAUGCAUAGAGUGUGCAUAGAGUAUGCAUAGAGCGAGUGUAUCAUAUAUGUAUAAACACACUCGCACACAUUACUUUUAGUCUGCAUACAUUGGAUUGAUUUUUUCAAUAACUUCAAUGUACUUGAAUUGUGCAUCAAACGAAUGUACAUGUAUUGGAUGAAGACCAUUUAUGUGCUUUGUUUUGUAAUUCAUGUUAAUCAAUAAAUGUUUAAUUAAUGCAACCA
Molecule: messenger RNA, 1977 nt
Organism: Labeo rohita (rohu)
Lineage: Eukaryota; Metazoa; Chordata; Actinopteri; Cypriniformes; Cyprinidae
Product: tripartite motif-containing protein 16-like
Exons: 6
Coding region: 33-1703 (556 amino acids)
Molecular function (GO): protein binding; zinc ion binding
Source: RefSeq, a predicted model, not a curated record